GAGGAGCUUCCAGCAGCGGAAGGAGACGGUGAUCUCCUUUAGGACAAUGUGAAGAGUUGAUCAGAUGGACUUUGGGCUCAUUUAACGACUUUGUGGCUCCAUUUCAAGAGAUUAUUGUCGGUGAAUCAGCGUGUCUAGUCCCGGGAGGAGGUGGAGGAGGUGUCUGCGGGCCUUAUGAUGGGCAGCAGGCCGCGCUGAGGAGGCCCAGGCCGCGCUGAGGAGGCCCAGGCCGGGAGAAGAUGGAGGCUGCGGCGCUGCUGCGGAGCCUCCUGUUGUCUAGUUUCUGUCUUCUGAUCCGAGGCGUGCCGCUGCUGCUGUAUGCGAACCGGCGGGACCUGCGGCUGGUGGACGCGGCCCACGAGAAGGCCAACGCCACGGUGGUGGUGGGCGGGCUGGAGGACGCCGCCGCCGUGGACUACGUGUACGCCCAGGGUCUGAUCUACUGGAGCGACGUGAGCGAGGAGGCCAUCAAACGCACCGUCUUCAACCAGUCGGGGGCCAGCGCCGUGCAGACGGUGGUCCCGGGCCUGGCCUCCCCCGACGGACUGGCCUGCGACUGGUUGGCCAGUAAGCUGUACUGGACCGACUCGGAGACCAACCGCAUCGAGGUGGCCGAGCUGGACGGCUCCCUGAGGAAGGUCCUGUUCUGGCAGGAGCUGGACCAGCCCCGGGCCAUCGCCCUGGACCCCGAGAGAGGGUACAUGUACUGGACGGACUGGGGUGAGAUCCCAAAGAUUGAGCGUGCGGGGAUGGACGGGACGAACCGCUCCAUGAUCAUCGAUAAGGAGAUCUACUGGCCCAACGGUCUGACUCUGGACUACAGCCAGGAGAAACUGUACUGGGCCGACGCCAAACACAACUUCAUCCACCGCUCCAACCUGGACGGCUCCUUCAGGGAGGUGGUGGUGAAAGGGGAGCUGCCUCACCCGUUCGCCCUCACCCUGUACGAGGACACUCUGUUCUGGACCGACUGGAACACCCACUCCAUCCACUCCUGCAGGAAACAGACCGGCGCCGAGCAGCGCAUCGUCCACUCGGACAUCUUCUCUCCGAUGGACAUCCACGUCUUCAGCGCCAAGAGACAAAACAGCCUAGCCACCACUCCCUGCUCGCUGAAGAACGGAGGCUGUUCCCACCUCUGCCUGCUGUCUCCAGAGACGCCCUUCUACCAGUGCGCCUGUCCCACCGGAGUGCAGCUGCUGGAGGACGGCAAGACAUGCAGGGACGGUGCGACCCAGAUGCUGCUGCUGGCGCGGCGGACCGACCUGCGGCGGAUCUCUCUGGACACGCCCGACUUCACCGACAUCAUCCUGCAGGUGGAGGACAUCCGGCACGCCAUCGCCAUCGACUACGACCCCGUGGACGGACACGUGUACUGGACGGACGACGACGUGAAGGCCAUCCGCCGCUCGCUGCUGGACGGCAGCGACGCCACCUUCGUGGUCACGUCUCAGGUCAACCACCCCGACGGCAUCGCCGUGGACUGGAUCGCACGAAACCUCUACUGGACGGACACGGGGACGGACCGCAUCGAGGUCACCCGCCUCAACGGGACCAUGCGCAAGAUCCUCAUCUCUGAAGACCUGGACGAGCCCCGGGCCAUCGUCCUGGACCCCGAGGCCGGCUACAUGUACUGGACGGACUGGGGCGAGGUGCCGAAGAUCGAGCGGGCCGACCUGGACGGGAUGGAGCGUCUGGUGAUGGUCAACACGUCUCUGGGCUGGCCCAACGGCCUCGCCCUCGACUACAGCGAGCGCAAACUCUACUGGGGGGACGCCAAGACCGACAAGAUCGAGGUGAUGAACAUGGACGGGACGGGCCGCCGCGUCCUGGUGGAGGACAAACUGCCGCACAUCUUCGGCUUCACGCUGCUGGGAGACUUCAUCUACUGGACCGACUGGCAGCGCCGCAGCAUCGAACGGGUCCACAAACGCACCGCGGAGAGAGAGUUCAUCAUCGACCAGCUGCCAGACCUGAUGGGCCUGAAGGCCACGUACGUCCACCAGGCCUCCGGUACCAACCCGUGUGCGGACAGUAAUGGCGGCUGCAGCCACCUGUGUCUCUAUAAGCCUGUGGGCGUGCAGUGCGGCUGUCCCAUCGGUCUGGAGCUGAUCUCUGACAUGAGGACCUGCAUCGUCCCCGAGGCCUUCCUGCUCUUCUCCCGCCACACCGACAUCCGCCGCAUCUCCCUGGAGACCAACAACAACAACGUGGCCAUCCCGCUCACCGGCGUCAAGGAGGCCUCGGCGCUGGACUUCGACGUCACCGACAACCGGAUCUACUGGACGGACAUCACGCUGAAGACGAUCAGCCGGGCCUUCAUGAACGGUAGUGCCCUGGAGCACGUGGUGGAGUUCGGCCUGGACUACCCAGAAGGCAUGGCGGUGGACUGGCUGGGGAAGAACCUGUACUGGGCCGACACCGGCACCAACCGCAUCGAGGUGGCCAAGCUGGACGGGCAGCACCGGCAGGUCCUGGUGUGGAAGGACCUGGACAGUCCUCGAGCUCUGGCUCUGGACCCGGCUGAAGGGUACAUGUACUGGACCGAGUGGGGCGGGAAGCCAAAGAUCGACCGAGCGGCGAUGGACGGGACCGGCCGCAUCACGCUGGUGGCCGACGUGGGCCGAGCCAACGGGCUGACCAUCGACUACGCCGAGCGCCGCCUCUACUGGACCGACCUGGACACCACGCUCAUCGAGUCCUCCAACAUGCUCGGUCAGGACCGGGAGGUGAUUGCUGACGACCUGCCCCACCCGUUCGGUCUGACCCAGUACCAGGACUACAUCUACUGGACGGACUGGAGCCAGCGCAGCAUCGAGCGCGCCAACAAGACCAGCGGUCAGAACCGGACGGUGAUCCAGGGCCACCUGGACUACGUGAUGGACAUCCUGGUGUUCCACUCGUCCCGUCAGGGCGGCUGGAACGCCUGCGCCUCCACCAACGGACACUGCUCCCACCUCUGCCUCGCCGUGCCCGUCAGCAGCUUCGUCUGCGGAUGCCCCGCCCACUUCUCCCUCAACUACGACAACAAGACGUGCAGCGCUCCCACCUCCUUCCUGCUGUUCAGCCAGAAGACGGCCAUCAACCGCAUGGUGAUGGACGAGCAGCAGAGCCCCGACAUCAUCCUGCCCAUCCACAGCCUGAGGAACGUCCGCGCCAUCGACUACGACCCGCUCGACAAGCAGCUCUACUGGAUCGACUCCAAGCAGAACGUCAUCCGCCGCGCGCAGGAGGACGGCAACCAGAGCAUGACGGUGGUGUCCAGCUCUCUGGGCGGACCCAAUCAGGGUCUGCAGCUGUACGACCUGAGCAUCGACAUCUACAGCCGCUUCAUCUACUGGACCAGCGAGGUCACCAACGUCAUCAACGUCACUCGAACCGACGGCAGCCGGGUCGGCGUGGUGCUGAGAGGGGAGCACGACAAACCCAGAGCCAUCGUAGUCAACCCGGAGAGAGGGUACAUGUACUUCACCAACCUGCUGGAGCGUUCUCCCAAGAUCGAGCGUGCGGCGCUGGACGGGACGGAGCGCGAGGUGCUGUUCUUCAGCGGGCUGGGGAAGCCCGUGGCGCUGGCCAUCGACAACGAGGUGGGGAAGCUGUUCUGGGUCGACUCGGACCUGCGGCGCAUCGAGAGCAGCGACCUGUCGGGAGCCAACCGGAUCGUGAUCGCCGACUCCAACAUCCUGCAGCCGGUGGGGCUGACGGUGUUCGGCAGCCACCUGUACUGGAUCGACAAGCAGCAGCAGAUGAUCGAACGCAUCGACAAGACCACCAGGGAGGGACGCACCAAGAUCCAGGCCCGCAUCGCCUACCUCAGCGACAUCCACGCCGUGCACCAGCUGGACACGCGCCAGUACAGUAAACACCCGUGUACGUGGGACAACGGAGGCUGUUCUCACAUCUGCAUCGUGAAGGGGGACGGGACGACUCGCUGCUCGUGUCCCGUCCACCUGGUGCUGCUGCAGGACGAGCUGUCCUGUGGAGAGCCCCCGACCUGCUCCCCGGAGCAGUUCUCGUGCCUGUCCGGCGAGGUGGACUGCAUCCCUCAGGCGUGGCGCUGUGACGGGUAUCCUGAAUGUGACGACAGCAGCGACGAGGACGAGUGUCCCGUCUGCUCCGAGUCCGAGUUCCAGUGUGACAGCCGGCAGUGCAUCGACCAGAGUCUCCGCUGCAACGGGGAGGUCAACUGCCAGGACCGCUCCGACGAGAACAAGUGUGAAGUGCGUUGCCCUGCCGACCAGUUCACCUGCUCUAACGGUCAGUGUAUCGGGAAACACAAGAACUGUGACCACAACAUGGACUGUAGCGACAACUCAGACGAGAUCGGCUGCUUCCCGACCGAGGAGCCUCCUCCUCCGUCCAACAACACCAUCGUGUCCAUCGUGGGCGUGGUCAUGGCGCUGUUCGUGGUCGGCGCCGUCUACUUCGUGUGCCAGCGCGUCCUCUGCCCUCAGAUGAAGGACGACGGCGAGACGGUGACCAACGACUUCGUGGUCCACGGGCCGUCCUCGGUGCCGCUCGGAUACGUGCCGCAUCCCAGCUCGCUGUCCAGCUCGCUGCCAGGUAUGUCCAGAGGGAAGUCUGUGAUUGGCUCCCUGAGCAUCAUGGGCGGGAGCAGCGGGCCGCCGUACGACCGCGCCCACGUCACCGGAGCCUCGUCCAGCAGCUCGUCCAGCACCAAGGGGACAUACUUCCCCCCGAUCCUGAAUCCUCCUCCGUCUCCGGCUACAGUUCGCUCUCAGUACACCAUGGAGUUCGGUUAUUCCUCCAACAGUCCGUCAACACACAGAUCCUACAGCUACCGGCCGUACACGUACCGCCACUUCGCCCCGCCCACGACCCCGUGCAGCACGGACGUGUGCGACAGCGACUACACGCCGGGACGCCGGGCGCCGCUCAAGUCCAGCGCCGCCGCCGCCAAGGGCUACACCAGCGACCUCAACUACGACUCGGAGCCUUUCCCGCCGCCGCCGACGCCCCGCAGCCAGUACCUGUCGGCGGAGGAGAACUGCGAGAGCUGCCCGCCGUCGCCUUACACCGAGCGCAGCUACUCGCACCACCUCUACCCGCCGCCGCCCUCGCCCUGCACGGACUCCUCGUGAGCGCCAGGCUCCGCCCCCGGCCCCGCCCCCGCCCCGCCCCCUCACUGUAAAUAGCAAUUGUGCAUAUAUGAGGUCAAAAACGGGAGAGUGAGGAAGAGGAGGAACAAAAAGAGGAAGCUGCAGAACAUUUGUACAUUGAAAAAGAGAAAAGCAUAUUUAUAUAUUUUCUAUACAGUGUUUACUGAUGAUGCCAUAGAGGUUUGUAUUAAGAAAUUUGUACAUUUUUUAAGAAAAGGUUUUAUUAAAAUCAUCACAAAUAUAAGUUGCCUUAAACCAGGAGAAAAAGAGGCUGAAGGACAAAAAGCACAGCGGGACGUUUAACUUAUCUGAUGCCAAAUAUGAAAAACAUCACCAGGAGAAGGAGAAGAAGAAGAAGAAGAAGAAGAAGAAGAGCGCCCCCCGGAGGCUCCGUGUCUGUAGUUACCAUGUAAACUGGAGAAGAGGCCGUGUGACCGCGUGGUACUGUCUCUUUAAAUUUACCUCCUCAGUUACGAAACGGUUCGAAGGAUCGAGUCUGACGGACGAGAGUCACGUGACCCUUCGGGAAGCAAUAAGGCACAUAUUUAUUACACAAACAAACAAACAAACUAACUAACAAACAGACCGGGAGUCGAGCGGCGCUACAGAGGCCCCGAAGGGACAAAAACCGCCAGGAAACCUCAAGACAAUCGUACGGAAACUCGCUUCAGCCCGAAAAAUACAAAAAUACGACGAAAAGCUUGAAACGGCAGAUCCUGAAAGUCAUUAUGAUGGAAACAUCUUUUUUGAGUUAUUUUAAGAAAAAGUCGCUCAUUUUGAAAAGUUUCUUAUUUUGAAAGUUUCUUGUUUUGACUUUUUCAUUCAUUUGAAAAAAUGUAUUUUGAAUUUUUUUAUUGUAAGUUUCUUAUUAAUGAGAAAAAAUAUUUUUUUGAUCGUUUUUCAUUAUUUUUAAAGAUUUAUUUUGAGGAAGUUUGUCAUUAUUUUGAAAAACUUAUUUGUAAAGGUUUCUCAUAUUGAAAACAUUUCUCAUGAUUUUGAAAGUUUCAUUAUUUUAAGUUUCUCAUUAAUUUGAAAAAAAUUGUCUUCAUUUUGAAAGUUUCUCUAAUUUGAAAACGUUUUUCGUUAUUUUUAAAAGUUUUCAUCAUUUUAAGAUUCAUAAUAUUUAAAAAGUUCCUUAUUUU
Centropristis striata (black sea bass) is the source of this 6262-nucleotide messenger RNA. RefSeq names its product low density lipoprotein receptor-related protein 6 (gene lrp6). Gene Ontology annotation, biological process: Wnt signaling pathway involved in somitogenesis; receptor-mediated endocytosis involved in cholesterol transport; chemical synaptic transmission. The record is from RefSeq and is a predicted model, not a curated record. Lineage: Eukaryota; Metazoa; Chordata; Actinopteri; Perciformes; Serranidae. Gene Ontology annotation, molecular function: Wnt receptor activity; Wnt-protein binding. The coding region runs from base 240 to 5102 and encodes 1620 amino acids. The transcript has 23 exons.